GGGAGGACCUGGGGAGGAGGUCGGAGCUGCAUGGAGUUUCUAGGGCGCGCAACUCCGGCGGGGCCUCUGCCACUGGGCUCCUGGGCGUUGCGCGGCAGCCGCGCACAUGGGUUGAGGCCGCGCGCCAGGGCUCCGCACUGCCGGCUGGAGCGGGAACGGGAGCGGGAGGGGUAGGCGGGCGCGCCGUGCCGGGGUGCGGGCGCACGUCCCCAGACCGGAGCAGAGGACAAGGACAGGGAGGGACACGCCACACCGCGCUCGGGGCGACGAGGGGCUCUCGCGGGCCGGCGUGAUCCUGGGGAGCGGCCCGGGGGCGCCUCUAGAGCCGGUGGCAGCGGCGAUGCCGGCGCGGGGACGCGGCUGCGGGCUGGAAGUGUGAGCACGCGCCGAGCGCUGCCUGCAGGCGCCUCCCCCCGUGUCGCCCCCUCCCUGCGGGCCUCGGAGGAAGCCCCCGGCGCCGAACACAGGCGCCACGGAACCCGGGCCCUUGCGGCAGGCCGACCCCGGCCCAGCGAGAGGGAGAAGAUGCCUUUCCACCAUGUGACUGCUGGCCUGCUGUACAAGGGCAAUUACCUCAACCGUUCUCUCUCGGCUGGCAGUGACAGUGAGCAGCUUGCUAACAUCUCUGUGGAGGAGCUUGAUGAAAUCCGGGAGGCCUUUCGUGUUCUGGACCGAGAUGGCAAUGGCUUCAUCUCCAAGCAGGAGCUGGGAAUGGCCAUGCGCUCUCUGGGGUACAUGCCAAGUGAGGUGGAGCUGGCCAUCAUCAUGCAGCGCCUGGACAUGGAUGGUGAUGGUCAGGUGGAUUUUGAUGAAUUCAUGACAAUUCUUGGCCCCAAACUGGUGUCUUCAGAAGGUCGUGAUGGUUUUCUUGGAAACACAAUAGAUAGCAUAUUCUGGCAGUUUGACAUGCAAAGGAUAACUCUAGAAGAGCUGAAGCACAUCCUCUAUCAUGCUUUCCGUGACCACUUAACCAUGAAGGACAUUGAGAACAUCAUCAUCAAUGAGGAGGAGAGCCUGAACGAGACCUCGGGGAACUGCCAGACAGAGUUUGAAGGAGUGCAUUCCCAGAAACAGAACCGGCAGACCUGCGUGCGGAAGAGCCUCAUCUGCGCCUUCGCCAUGGCCUUCAUCAUCAGUGUCAUGCUGAUCGCCGCCAACCAGAUCCUGCGCAGCGGCAUGGAGUAGCGCUCCCCUGCCCCGCCCUUGCGCAUGCGCAUGCCCGCGGGCAGACCACACCUGGGGUGGGCAGACCAAACCUGGGGUCAGGACGAUGCACACCUGGUCUGCUGCCACCAGAACCCAAGGUUGCAGAGCAACCCGUGUUGUGAAUCAACUUCAUUUCCUUGGCAGGGACACCAAAGGGCUGUCUUAAAUGCUUUAAUGGUUUUGUUUCCUAAUGCAAUAAAUAGCCAGGAGUUCCGAAUGAUCACUUCAACCUCCUGCAGUCACUCUGGAGAGACACUUCAUGUUCAUCUUGAAAUGACCAGAUCGUGAAAGAGAAAGAGGAGUAUAUCCUCCGCCACUUCCACACCCAUCCUUUCCUCCCAGGGGUCACCUAGAGACAUACUCCCGAGGGCACCCCAUAGGCCCAUGAGGCUGACUUGGGUCUUGCUACAGAAAAGGCGUCUUUCCCUUUUGUCCUGGCUUCCUUUGUCGACUGGAAAUAUCCUCCCACCGCCCCCACCAGGCCUGAGGGAUGAGCCAUGGGAUGGGGGUGUAGCACCUAGCAGUCUGCAAACUGUACCCCUUUCAGAUCUUACUGCCUUUUCUACAGGACUUUUGAUGACGGGCUUGGGGAGCUCUUGGUUUGCGCAGGCAUUUGGUUGUCUGUUCCUUGAACCCAUCGCGCACCAGCAUUUUGGAAUCUGCAGAGAACCUUCCUCUCAGCUUUGACGCCUGUGCUGCCACUAGAGAAAAAAAGAAGUUUCAUCAUGGGCAUCUCUAUAACAUAGACACAGACUCUGACCAUGUAUAUCUGGCUUCUUCGUGUGUGAUAUAUUACUCCUUGAUUGCUAAUUCUCCUUCUAAGUUUGUUCGCUGAGUCAUGUUCUGAUCUCU
Molecule: messenger RNA, 2058 nt
Organism: Erinaceus europaeus (western European hedgehog)
Lineage: Eukaryota; Metazoa; Chordata; Mammalia; Eulipotyphla; Erinaceidae
Gene: CALN1
Product: calneuron 1
Exons: 6
Coding region: 526-1185 (219 amino acids)
Molecular function (GO): calcium ion binding
Source: RefSeq, a predicted model, not a curated record